CUGGCACACUGGCAAGUCGCAGCAGCUGAGAACAGCUUUGCACGCUCGGAGCUGCUGCCUGCUUCCUUCAGCCUGACGCGGGACUCUGGUGUUUGGACGUUCAGUAUUUCUUUUUGGGUUUCCUAGAGCCGGCUAACAGCUGAAAGAACGACUACAGGGCGCUCCUGCUGAGUUGCCGGCCGGCUUUUUGGAUCUGAUCACAACUGGACAGGCGGGCUGGGGCUAAACAGAGGAUUGUAAAGAGGAUCAGAGAGGCUGUGGUGUUGUCUGUGUAACUGACGACUGAUCUACAAGACUUGCCUUUUGGAUUUAAAAAAGGAAAAAAGAAAAAGACUGACCCUGACCCACAGUCUCUCACUGUUCUGGAUCACAGCUGAGUUAAUAGAGGUGGUCUGCACAAGGCUGGUGUGGAGGAUCUGACCCCAACUGACCCUGUCUCGCAAGUAGCCUUUCACUGAGCCUGGACUGGGAAAAGGGACAAAUAAAAGUGCAAGAGAGGUGUCGUGGAGGACAAACGAAAGGCAGAAGAGCAGCACAGCGACCGCUCGUGCAGAAUGCCAGUGGAGACCCUGCGGCCCUCAGAUGGCCGUCUGGCCGGGGUCCCCUUUACCUCUGCCAUGCCUUUCAGGAUACUCAACAAGGGUCCGGAUUAUUUCCGCCGACAGGCUGAGCCCGGGGCCCGCAAACUGAGCGCCGUGGAGCGCCUGGAGGCCGACAAGGCCAAGUAUGUUAAAAGCCAGCAGGUGGCACUCACCCGCCAGGCCCCCAUCCAGCCUCCAAUCAUCCGCAAGCCCCUCGUCCCUUCGGGGAUGAUGAUCAACACCCCUCCAGCCCGGAAAGUUAACCGAUCGCCGGCUGAGGGGGAGAACACUGCAGGCAGGCAGGGAGCAGGAGACAGGAGACGACCUGCUCUAAACUUGGAUAUUCUAAAUAACCUAAUCAAUGACGUAUGUGAUGGACCAUCACAUUGUUCCCAGUCCUCUUCCUCCACCUCCCCUUCCUCGUCAUCUCCAUCAUCGGGAGCUAAGAGCAUCGGUAGCAGUCUUUCAGGAGAGCAGGAGAGGAGCAGCCGACUCUCCAACAACCUCAAACCUUUGAAUCAUGCCCUCGCCAACUCAUCGUCAACCUCCUCCUGCACCUCUUCUCCACUCAACAAUCAUCUUCGGACGGCGGCAGCAGAAGUGACUCGACGUCCGCCCCCUGUGCCAGCUCGCGCCCCCCACUUUGGCGUUCCAGUUCCCUACAGCUCCCCUAACUCGGUGACAGUACGCAGGGUGGACGUUCGGCCUCAGGCUGAUAUACGGAAGCCCCAGAGAGCUCAGCUGCAGCCACAGCUCAGGCCCAGACAGACACCCCAGGGCCAAGUCGCACACCCCCAAGUCCCACCCCCGUCACCCCCUCCCCCCUCUCAGAAUCAACCGCAACCCCUCCCUCAGUCAUCCCAAGCCAUCCCCGCCCCUUCAGCCUACCUGCCACCUAGUCCAAUGCUAGUCCGAGCAGGCAUGAUCCCUCCAGCCUCACCCGCUUUCACCCGUAUCUCAAACGCCAGCUCCAAGGGGUCUGCCCGCAAGCACCCGUCACUGCACCGCUCCAAGUCGGACCUGAGUGACCGCUACUCCCGUGCCACAGCCGACCUGGAGCGUUUCUUUAACUACUGCGGGUUAGACCCCGAGGAGGUGGAGGGUAUGGGCGGAGUGGAGCGCUUCACGAGGGCCAACUCAGACAUUGUGUCAGUCUCCAAGCUCCGAAGCGUCAGCACGCCCAGCUCAGAGUGUGGGGACGACCGGGUCAGGGAGGACGAGGACGACGAAGACGACGGUCCGUCAAGGGCCAACGAGCGGGUCCCGUAUGGCAUCUCUGUCAUCGAGAGGAACGCUCGAGUCAUCAAGUGGCUAUACGGCAUCCGACAGGCAAGAGAUUCUAACAACGCCGUCUCUAACGUAUAGACCGACAGGGACUCGGACUCCUGUUUGUUCAUCUUUUGCUGCCUUACGUUACAGAUGCGGAUAAUCCUGCAGUUGAUGUGUUUCCUGUAAAGACUUUCUUUUUUGUUCUCAGAAUUUCACAUCAGAUGUUUAGAACUGGGCUGCAAGUCAGGACUUGCAGCGGAAGAUGCACCCCCCCCUCUCCCUUUUGUAGGUCUUGUAUAACAAUAUUGGUAUUGAAAGCAAUAAUAGUCAGAGAAUGGUGAGGAUGAAGGCAGAGGAUGAUUGCGAUAGGGUCUCCUUAUGUAAAGGUACUCUGUGCGUGUGUGCGUGCAUGUGUGUGUGUGUGUGUGUGUUGGCACAAAGGCAGACUGCCACUGAGCAAGCCAGGAAGAAAACCACGUUGAUACUGUGAAACUUUUUCACACAAAAAGCUUCUACGAUCAUAUUCCUGUUUUUUUUUUUUGUUUGUUUUUUUUUUUGUUUUUUUUUUGUUUUUUUUUUUGUUUGUUUUGUUUUUUUUGGGUUUUUUUUUUUUUUUUGUUUUUGUUUUCAAAAACCUUUUAGGCUGUUGGACUGUUAUUAUACACGUUUGUGUCAGCAUGCAAGUGAAUCGUUUGUAUACAUUAUAUUUUAGGGUAUGUCAUCAAGCACACGUCUUCCUUGCACACAAGUUCACUGCACUGACUCACGUUCAGGUCAAUUACAGUUAGUGCUGUCUGUAUAUCGGAGUGCAACGUCUUCUAAUUGUGCGCAUCCGCAACACUUUCUCACAUUGUGGCUCACGCUGUGCUGGUGCAGCCCGAGAAAUCAGUUUGCUGUGUAUGUCCCUGCACGGAUGAGAGCAAGUCAUAUGAUGAAGGAUGAGCUCACAUGUAGACGGUUGAAGUAAGUGUAGCAUGACAAAGAUAUUUAGCCUCCAGGGUGGGAAAAAAUUGGAGGGAAAAACGAAAAGAUGGAUGAAAGGAAGACUGAAAAGAGAAUACUCAUGGAUCAAAAGAAAAAAGAAAAGCUAUCUUUGCUGUAUGAAUAUGUCUGCGGCUCUGAAAGUGUCUCAGGAAGAUGGCAUACUAACAAAAUGGACCAAUAUUUAUUUGGAAAAUGUAAUUUAAUGUAUUUUUAAUAUUGGAUGACUUUGUGUACAGAAUUCAAUCUCUGUUCUUAAGUGCAAUCUGAUGGUGUUUACUAGAAUCACAGUAUAUGUAGGAUGACAGUUAAAUCCAGGAAGGAGACACAUGCAAAGUGUGAAUGUUGCACCUGUCUCUCUGUGGGGAGCACAGAAAGUGAGACUGUUGUGUAUUUAUUCAACUUCCUGUUUGUCUGGGAACAAGAGGUCUGUCUCCUCCCUCACCCUGUGUGAGUUCUCUCGAGUUCUCCUCUGCAUCUACCGCCUUCGUAAGCUAUCCAGCAGUGUGAGUGGCGGUCACGUUUCCUCAGACGAGAGGGCCGGAGAACACAGGAGCUGUGACGGUGGUGAACAAAGUAUGCUGUUGAAUCCAUCACUCAAUGCCCAAAGAGUCUUCAAGAGAUGAGAGAUGGAAAAUGCUUUACCAUGGUGUAUUCUGAGCAGUUAAUAAAAAAAC
This is a messenger RNA of Pelmatolapia mariae (spotted tilapia), 3508 nucleotides long. Its product is annotated as protein FAM110A. The coding region runs from base 555 to 1946 and encodes 463 amino acids. The transcript is spliced from 3 exons. The record is from RefSeq and is a predicted model, not a curated record. Lineage: Eukaryota; Metazoa; Chordata; Actinopteri; Cichliformes; Cichlidae.